CGAAUUUCCAGGCUGCAAAGGUAUUGAAUUUUACUCUGGAAGGGUUGAUCUGAAUUGGAUUAUCCACCGGUAUCAAUCAACUCUUACAGAACUCGCUUUUUUCCAGAGACCGAUCAUGUUCGCCGUUCCAGGUUGGUCGCUCGAGACCGCCGCUCUGAGGCCUCAGGCCGAUGCCUCCAAGCAAAACCAAUCUGGGGCCACUGGAGCCAAUGGAACCCCCCAAUCCGACUCGAGAUCUAUGAAGCGCAAGCGUGAUGACCGUGUGACCAAGUCGAAUGUCGACGAGAUGUACCGUCGCCAUAUCGAGGGCCUGAAGCCCGCUCCGAAGGGCCAGAAGGGUGACAGGAAGCAGAAGAAGGACCAGAAGCCCAAGAAUGCAGAUGCUCAGGGCCCCGCGGACAAGAGGGACGAGCAGCAGGAUCAGGAGCUAAAACAGCAGCCCGAAGAGAAACCAGAGGAAGGAGAAAAGCCCGUCAGCAAGCGCCAGAGGAAGAACAAGAACAAGAAACAGGAGCAGCAACAAGAACAACCACAGGACGGCGAAGGCGCGUCCAACGGAGCGUCAACCGCUGAUGCCUUGCCUGUUGCACCCCCGAAAACUGAGGCCAUUCUCACCCCUCUCCAGCAGGCCAUGCGGCAGAAGUUGAUCUCGUCCCGUUUCCGCCAUCUGAACGAGACCCUGUACACGACACCCUCCGCCAAGGCCCUGGAGCUGUUCUCCGCUAACCCCGAACUGUUCGAUGAGUAUCAUGCUGGAUUCGCUCGCCAGGUUAAGGAGUCCUGGCCUUCCAACCCCGUCGACGGCUAUAUCAAAGCGUUCCGGGGUAGGGGAGCGGUCGCUCCCCGGAGGGGGAACAAGCCCGACAACAAGCGGGGCCCUGCCUUCGCGCUCCCUCGCCGACCCAAUGGAUUGUGCACCGUCGCUGAUCUCGGCUGUGGUGAUGCCCAACUCGCCCGUGCGCUCCAGCCGUCCGCGAAAAAGCUGAACCUGAAGCUUCUCAGCUACGACCUGCACGCCCCGAAAGACUCUCCCAUAACCAAGGCAGACAUCUCCAAUCUCCCGUUGGCUGAUGGCUCCGUCGACGUUGCCGUCUUUUGUCUCAGUCUGAUGGGCACCAACUGGGUGUCGUUCGUGGAGGAGGCAUGGCGCGUCCUGCGAAGUGACGGCAAGGGCGAGUGCUGGGUCAGUGAGGUCAAGAGUCGGUUUGGCAAGGUGACCCGCAAGAAGGCUCAGAUCGGCGCAAAGAAGCCGCAAGAGCUCACCAAGUCCGAGAGGAAGAAGCUCAAGAAGAUUCAGUCGGGCGAGGAGGAAGGGUCGGACGCGGAGGACGCUGAAGUCUUCGCUGAAGACGCUCGUCCGACCAGCAACAACGACGAGACGGAUAUCUCCGCAUUUGUUGAGGUGUUCCGGACGCGAGGCUUCUCCCUGAAGCCCGAGUCGGUUGACAAGUCCAACAAGAUGUUCGUGAGGAUGGAAUUUGUUAAGCAUGGCGCCCCUUCCAAGGGCAAGCAUGUCUCUACUGCCCCUGCCAGCUCUGGUCCGGGCAAGAAGAGGUUUAUCGACCGGUCUCUCGCCGACAAGGGAAUGUCCGCCGAGGAAGAGGCUGCCGUUCUCAAGCCCUGCGUCUACAAGAUCCGGUAGAUGUGACCAUCUGCAUGUGUGGGGGGUGACCAUCUGUAUAUACGAUAUCAUCUUUUACUAUUUCUGUUAUUGAUGAAAGCAAGGCUGCAACCACGUCGCAAAAGCAUGGGAAAGGAAUAAAAGCAUUCGGAAU
Aspergillus heteromorphus CBS 117.55 is the source of this 1775-nucleotide messenger RNA. Its product is annotated as 25S rRNA (adenine645-N1)-methyltransferase. NCBI's taxonomy places the organism in Eukaryota, Fungi, Ascomycota, Eurotiomycetes, Eurotiales, Aspergillaceae. The transcript has a single exon. Gene Ontology annotation, molecular function: rRNA (adenine) methyltransferase activity. Gene Ontology annotation, cellular component: nucleolus. The record is from RefSeq and is a predicted model, not a curated record. The coding region runs from base 116 to 1642 and encodes 508 amino acids. Gene Ontology annotation, biological process: rRNA methylation; ribosomal large subunit biogenesis.